GCUUUCAAAGCGUUACCAGAUGGAGGACUCGAUGACACGGAGGAUGCUGCUCCUCAAAACCUGCUGCAGAGUUUGGUGGCACUGGAAGAAGAGGACCGUGUUUGUGUAAACCAGGAUGUCACCUCAUGGACUGAAAGUGUUCCCGAAAUUGUCAAAUGUCUAUUGGCUGAAUCUUCUAAUGGUGUUGUCAAGACAACAGGAGGAGACCCUCAUUCAUUAGGUCUCACAGUUAUAACAGAUGACCUGGAACGUGCCAAGAAGAGGAGAUUCAUGAUCUACAUAUGUGGUGGAUAUAAAGACACGGUGGCAGAGAGGAGUGCGUUGAUGGAGACUGUGUUCCCUCGCCUGUACCUCUACUGCAAACAGAGGGGCUAUGACUUCAGAAUGGUGGACCUGCGCUGGGGCGUGGGAGACCCUGUGUCAGAUAGACACGACACGGCAGAGCUGCAUGUGGAGGCCCUCACACAGUGUCAGGAAACACUGGGGCCAAACUUCAUAUUGUUCCUUGGUCAGAAGUACGAGGUCCAGACCCUGCCCAGCACUAUCUCCAGAGAGGUGUUUGAGGCCAUCGUGAACGUGGUGGAGAAAGACAGACAGAAGAUGUCCAAGAGAAAACACCCCAAGAUGGACGACGUCAUCAGUGAUUCCAAGUCUAAUAUCGCCACAGGAAGUGACACGUGCAGCUUUGUUCCAGAACACAACAACGAUCAUGAUUCAGGCGAUCCAGCUCCGAAUUCUGUGUUAAUGAGCGAUGAGAUUUCCGUAUCCCGUAAUUCCCUCUCUGAUGCAGAUGAGACGCGGAUAAGUCCUGCGGCAACGAGGUGUUGGGCAGACUUCGACCGGGAUCUGAUCCUACUCCGGACGUGGUACAGACUAGAUGAGAACUGUGAUCCUCCUGUGUACCGCCUACUCCCUGUGAGCACCCAACAGCCUGACUUCCUGAGUAGAGAUGGCCAGCGUAGGAGGCAGGCGAGGAAGGCGUGGCAAGCUACAUGCUUGCACCUGUGGGGGGUGCUACAGAGGAGUGGGACAGAGGCUCUGGGGGAGGAGGGGACAUCUCACCUCCUCAGGACAGUUCUAGACUGGGAGGUAGAGCAGGGCCUCCAGUCACUAGGAGCCGAGGCCCCUCCAGAGGAACACUGCCACUGCUAUAAGAGGGUCAUCCCUGACCUCCACUACAGCCUGAGGAACGAACACGCCGCCCACUACAUCGACCUGCUGAAAGGUCGCCCGCAGGUCAACCACACCCUGAAAGCAGCACACCAGGGCUUCAUGGAUCGCGUUCACAAAAAGUUGCGCCACACCAACAUCUAUGAGCGUAACGUGGACUGGGGAAGGAAGGGCCUGAACCCCAAACAUAACCGAUCCCAACAGUUCUACACAGAACACAUCUCCUCUCACUUCCAGAGGACUGUCAUCAACUCUCUGAACAAAGUCAUGAAGGGGAACAAAGUCAAAGGCUCCUUUGACGUCAGACGGAGAGAAGCAUCUAGAAUGAGGAUACAGGAGGAGAUCCAUCGCCAUGUUAACCAUGGACGCACUCUGGAAAAUCACCAUGUGUUGAGAGAUGGCUUCCUGGGUGAGAUGAGGAGGGCUGUGGAGGAAGGGUCUUCUCUCAGACCUAUCCUCCUACUGGGUCCCCCUGGCUGGGGCAAGAGCACCACCAUGGCCAGACUGGCACACCUCGCUCCCUCCUGGAUUACUGGAGCUGUGAAGGUGCUGGUGUGUUUCGUGGGCCUGACGGGGGAGAGCAGGAAUGUGCGCCUGGUUCUCCAGCACCUGUGUGUUCAGCUGGCUGAGAACUACAGCCACCACACUGAUCUCUCUGAGGGUCUCCCUCAGUUGGUGAAUGAGUUCCACUCCCUGCUGGGUCAGGUGAGAGCGGACAGCCCCGUAAUCCUUGUGCUGGACGGGAUAGAUGCUCUCUCUGAGGAGCACGGAGCAGACGUCUCCUGGCUGUGUACACCUCUCCCCCCAAACGUCCACCUCGUCCUGUCUGCCACCACAGACUCGGCCUGCGCCCACACCCUGCAGAAGUCAGCCCAGCCCACUGUCCUGUCCCUACCACCCCUCAGUCCUGAUGACAUCACUAAGGCUCUAAAACAUCAACUCCAGACUGACCACCGCAGGCUCCAGGACUGGCAGUGGCAGCUUCUCCUCCAGGCCUGCCUUUCCUGUCCCUCCCCUCUCUACCUGGAGGCUGUCUAUGCUGAGUCCGUCCUCUGGAGCUCCUUCUCCCCCCAGGGCAGCCUAGGCCUCCCACCCGACCUGGAAGGGCUCUACGUAGGCCUGCUGGCUUGCUUGGAGAGGGUCCACGGGGAGCAGCUGGUGGGACGGGCAGCCGCGGUUAUAUCACUCUCCAGAGGGGGCGUCACGGAAGAGGAGCUACUGGACCUGCUGGGGAGAGAUGGGAAGGUUCUGCAGGAAGUAUCGCUCUCCCAUUCAUCCUCCACUUCCUCCUCCAGCCUUCCCAGGGUGCCGUGCGUGCUGUGGGCGCGGCUGAGACGAGACCUUGGGAGUCACCUGACGGAGGCGGAGACAGACGGGACGUGGGUCUACCGCUGGACCCACUCCGAGCUGGGUAGGGUGUGUGUGAAACGAUACCUCGAAACGGACGAUUCCCGCAUGGUUCUACACGCAAACUACGCAGACUACUUCCGGGGUACGGAUAGCCAACACAGGAACAUAUUUCAGCCGCUGGCGUGGACACUGGAGGAGGACUCGACAAAAAGUUAUGUGUUUAACCUCAGAAAGCUCCACGGCCUGCCCUACCACCUGGUUCGGUCAGGCCAGAUACUGGCCUUCCUGUCUGAGUGUGUGUUUAACUAUGAGUUCCUGCUGCACAAGGCCUGGGGUCUGUCUGUGCUCCAUGUACAAGAGGACCUGAAGGGCGUCGUGCUGCCAGAGAAGUAG
Messenger RNA from Salvelinus sp. IW2-2015, 2913 nucleotides. Its product is annotated as NACHT domain- and WD repeat-containing protein 1. The coding region runs from base 271 to 2913 and encodes 880 amino acids. The record is from RefSeq and is a predicted model, not a curated record. The transcript has 12 exons. Lineage: Eukaryota; Metazoa; Chordata; Actinopteri; Salmoniformes; Salmonidae.